GAAGACUGGGGAGGGAGAGAUGGCAGACAUUGCAAUCGCUGCAGUAAUCCGAAAAGUAAUCGACAUACUUGGUAAUCUAGUCCUCGAAGAAGCAAUUCGUUGGUACAGAUUGCGCGAGCAUGUCGAAUGGAUCGAGAGAGAGCUCAGACGGAUGCAAUCCUUCUUAAAAGAUGCAGACGCCAAGCAAGAAGGAGAUUAUAGAGUCAAGAACUGGGUGCAAGAUGUGCGGGAUCUCGCCCACGACUCGGAGGACAUCAUCGACGCAUUUCUCCUCAAAAUUAUACGCAAUCAAAGGAGGAGGAAGGGGUGUGCUAUCUUUCUUCGGAGGUCCAUCUGCAUCUUCUGUGAUCAUGCGACUACCCAUGAGUUCACCAUGGAGAUCGAAAAGCUCAAGAGAAGAGUGGAAGAUAUCAAACGGAGCAGGGACACUUAUGGCAUUGGAAACCUUGGCAGUGGAGGAGCAGAAGGGGCAAAUAGUGAGCAUGACAGGCAAAUUUUUUCUCAGUUUGAUAAACCAGAAGUUGUUGGACUUGAGAAUGAGAUCAACUCAUUGGUGGGGAGAUUGCUGGAUGAGAGUAUUCAUUCUUGCGUAAUCGCCAUCGUCGGAAUGGGUGGUUUGGGUAAGACUACCAUCACUAAGAAAAUUUAUAAUGAUGUUAAAGAAAAUUUUGUUUGUUGCGCUUGGGUUUAUGUAUCUCAAAAGCCUAGACCAGCCAGAGAAAUAUUGCAAGAUAUAGGAAAGCAAGUAGGACUUAAUAAACAGGAAUGGGAGGAGAAUGUGGAGGAGAACCUCCUCAGAUUUUUACAAGACAAGAGGUAUGUAAUUGUUCUUGAUGAUCUGUGGGCGAAUCAAGUAUGGGAUAAUCUUAAUGUCGUUUUUCCAAAAGGUGCAAAUGGUAGCAGAAUAAUUCUUACCACCCGCAUCAUAGGUGUAGCCAAACAUGCAGCCCCAUGUAGCCCUGUUCAUACGCUUAGAUACCUAAACCAAGAAGAAAGUUGGGAGCUCUUCUCCAGGAAGGUUUUCCCUGGACAAACUAAUGCAAGUGGUAGAUUCCUCCAAGGCUUAGAAGAUUUGGAAGAUUUGGGAAGAAAAAUUGUAGGAAAAUGUGGUGACUUGCCACUUGCCAUUGUGGUAAUGGGAGGUCUUUUAUCAUUGAAAGAAAGAACAUACCCUGUGUGGUCCAGAGUAUUAGGGAGCAUGGGAGAAGCUCCCCAAAACCAAUAUGGCAAGGCAUUGCAAUUGAGUUACAAUGAUUUACCCUCCAACCUAAAACCUUGCUUUCUCUAUUUUGGCCUGUUCCCAGAAAACCAUGAAAUUCCUGUAAGAAGAUUGAUCAAUUUGUGGGUGGCUGAAGGAUUUGUACAGCCUCGUGGGAGACUUACACUAGAAGAUGCAGCAGAAGAAUAUCUGGAUGAUCUAAUCCUUAGGAACUUGGUUCAACCAGUGAAAAGGGGCUUUGAUGGUAGAAUGAAAACUUGCUGCAUUCAUGAUCUUUUGCAUGAAUUUUGCAUUUCAAAAGCCAAGGAGGAUAAUUUCUUUUAUGUAUGUGAUGGUUUAUACAAUGCAGAUGCUAGAAUGCGUAGGCUUGUCACCUAUCAUAGUCUUUGUGAAUGCAUUUCUCUAAAAUGGUCUACUGACAGGCACCGUUCUCUGCUUUGCUUUGAAGGAGGAAAUCUUGAAAGAAAACAACUGGAAUUUAUUUAUUAUGGUUUCAGAUUUCUUAGAGUGUUGAAUCUUGAAGGAGUACAGUCCCAAUGCCAGCUUCCCGAUGAAAUUGGAGAUCUCAUCUUUUUGAGGUACUUCGCAUUGAGAAACACCGGGUUCACAAGGAUUCCAUCCACAAUGGGUAAACUCAAGUACCUGCAAACUUUGGAUAUUCAAAGCACAAAAUGCUUCUGCAUUCCUAGUGUUAUUUGGAAAAUGAAACAAUUAAGACAUAUCAUCCUGGGUACACCUACAGAAUUUAAAAAUCCGUUCAAACGUAGCUACCCUAUUAAGUACCGGAAGCCAUCUGUUAAUAAGGUAUCUCUAACAAACCUCCAAACUCUAUGGAUGAUACCUGGUCAUGCUUUGGAUGCAGAUUGGCUUUGCAAGUUUACAAAUUUGAGGAAAUUGGGGAUUUAUGGUGACGUCAAAUUACAUGCCAAGGUAUUGUCCAACUCAAAGCCCAUAUCAGAGCACCUGGAAAACUUGCAGUUGGAGGGACAAGAUAUUGCAUCUCCUGUUUACACUGGUAUUUCAGAUUUGGUUAUUUCACGCUAUGAAAACCUUCGUAAAGUUUAUCUUGGUGGAAAAUUAGAGAAGCUUCCCAACCACGAUGAAUUUCCAGCAAAGCUCACCAAACUUUCAUUGUUCGGCUCUAGAUUAAAUGAAGACCCAAUGGCAACACUGGCAUGGCUGCCGAGGCUAAGGAUAUUAAAAUUAGAUGAGGCUUCUUACCUAGGAGUGAAAAUGGCCUGUUCUGAGGCAAGCAGGUUUCAACAACUUGAAGUCUUAACACUUAGAACCUUGCCUAACUUAGAGGAGUGGAGAGUGGAUGAAAUAGCUCUACCAAAACUUAGAAUCCUGACAAUCAGUAGUUGCAGAAAAUUGAAUAUGCUUCCAGAUGGAUUGAAGAAUGUGUCUACCCUCACUAAGCUUAUUAUUGAGAUGCCAGAGGAAUUCAAUAGAAGGCUUCAGCAAAAUGGAGAGUUCCGGGAUAAUAUUAGACAUGCAACCACUGUUAUUAGGCAGUGCCAAUAAGUUUGCACAGAUAGAGACAGGCAUGAGGUAAGGUAAAUUUAUUUAUGAAGAAAAGAUAAUCAUACAAGAAUUGGGGAAACCACAAGCCAGUUCACCCCCAAAGGAUAUGAUCAUAGCUCCCACAAACUAACUGAGCUAAGCAUCACAAACAUGUUCUGAUUACAAAACUCAGGGAUGAUAGAAAGCCAAGAAGCAAGUCUGGCCACAAUACACUGGAUUAACACCUCAGAUUCUGAUGGAGUUGAAAUCCAUGGUGCUCAUGGUUACCUACUUGGCAAGUUCAUGAAAGACUAAGUCAAUAACAGAAACAAUCAAUAUGGUGGGAACCUAGAAAGCCACUGUCACUUCCCUCUAAAAGUAGUUGAGGUCAUUGUUGAUGAGAUAGGAGCUGAUAAAGUUGGGAUGAGGCUCUCUCCUUUUGCCAGCCAUAUGAAGUCAGGGGACUCAGCCCCAGAUGCCCAGGGGCUUUACAUGGUUGCGGCCCUUAACAAAUUUGGGAUUCUGUACCGCCACAUGAUUGAGAGUUGAGACAAGGUUAAAGACUGCUGGAGAGAAGUGUGAAGUCCCCAUAGUUUUCUACCCAUGAGAAGGUGCCAAGAGUACUUUUAUUGCUGCAGGGGCCUAUGAUAGAGCAGAAGGCAAUAAAGCCAUUGCAAAUAAUUAUGCAGAUCUUGUUGCUUAUGGCCGUCAUCUAUUCUUAGCCUCCAGAUUUGCCAUGGAAGUUUGAGCUUCAUGCUCCUCUUGACAAGUAUAAUAGAAAAACAUUCUACAUAUCUGGUCCUGUUAUUGGUUACGCCGACUAUCCAUUUCUGCAAUCUACCACUUAGAAGUUAGAACUUGGAAAUAUAAGAGAAAGGAUGCAGGAUUUAUGUUAUAAUAACUGCCCUUUUCUUAAAUCCACAACUCUGAUUUUGAAUUGAGCUUCCAAACACAAUGUAGAGAUGUAUUAUUAAUUCAUUACUAUUUCUUUUCUUGUUUGGUGGUGAAAGUGCAGUAGAUUUGAUUGAAAUAA
Messenger RNA from Nelumbo nucifera (sacred lotus), 3755 nucleotides. Its product is annotated as toMV resistant protein Tm-2 netted virescent-like. The record is from RefSeq and is a predicted model, not a curated record. Gene Ontology annotation, biological process: defense response to other organism. Gene Ontology annotation, molecular function: ADP binding. NCBI's taxonomy places the organism in Eukaryota, Viridiplantae, Streptophyta, Magnoliopsida, Proteales, Nelumbonaceae.